CCGGCCUGCCGCGCGCGUUGAAUUCGCAGCGCCCCGGAGGAGGAAAGCGGGCGACUUGCCAUGGCGGUCACGCUGCCGGAGGUCGUGGAGGAGCUCCUGAGCGAGAUGGCCGCCGCUGUGCGGGACAGCGCGAGAAUUCCUGACGAGCUUCUCUUAUCGCUGAAGUUUGUGUUUGGGUCAUCCGCCAUCCAGGCCUUGGACUUGGUUGAUCGAGAGUCUGUCACUUUAAUCUCAUCACCCAGUGGAAGGCGUGUUUACCAGGUGCUAGGGAGUUCUGGCAAAACAUAUACAUGUCUGGCUUCCUGUCAUUACUGCUCAUGCCCAGCGUUCUCUUUCUCAGUGUUACGGAAGAAUGACAGCCUGCUGUGUAAGCAUCUUCUGGCGAUUUAUCUUAGUCAGCUUAUGAGGAACUGCCAGCAGCUCAGUGUGUCUGACAAGCAACUGACAGACCUACUAUUGAUGGAGAGGACACAAGAAGCAUAGAAGGUGUGGCUGGAACAUGGACUUCCGAGACAGAAGCCUAGCAGGAAAUGCAUUCACACCUCACGGUGCACAACUCACUUCCAGACUUGUGACUGUCACUUUGUCACUUGUAGGUCACAGAGGGUGUUUGUGGCUAAGGGCCCUCUAGGGUCUUAAUAUUAACCCGCUUCUGAGCCCCACAGGUAGAAUUGUCCCUGGGUAGAAUUAAGUAUUGUUGACUCAAAUAAAGCCUUAGCCAUGUUGUGUCUGCAAUCAGAUCAAGUUACUGAAGCACUAGUAAUGUUUAAAGGUGAGAUGGUAGACCAAACUGAGUAAGAGCAAGCUUACAUGAGAAAAGUAUUCAGCAGUAAAGGACCAAAGCACACAGAUAGCUAAGGGCAGCAUGUAUGAGAAGAGGGUUCUGCCAAACUCAUCUGUGUGCUGCUGUCAGCGGGCUGAUGAGGCUAUGCUGGGAAAGGGUGUGGAGAGCAGGGAGCUGGGCUUACCUUUCGAGCAUCUCUAAUCUUGUAUCAGGAUAAAGGAAACCAGAUCCUACUAGGAAUUUCACAAGACCAGCUAGGUACCAGGAGUGGUGCUGGAGAUAAGAUAGGUAGGCCCAGGAGAACAAAGGAUCAGUGAUAACUAUGAAAGCCCAGGAAAAGAACCUAAAAGGAAAAGCCGGGACAGCCAGCAGAUCCUAGAAGGUCAGGAGCUUCCUACACUCUGAACAUUCAUCCUUCUAGGAACUGAGGAGGUAGAAAAUGGAGUAAGUGACUUCAUAGCCUAGGGAACCCCACCCCCACCCCCAAUUGUGGUUCCUGAAGACACAAAGCAUUAGCAAAGGGCUGCUAAAUAAAAAGCCAAAUGCGUGCUG
Grammomys surdaster is the source of this 1336-nucleotide messenger RNA. It is a transcript of the gene Zswim7, whose product is annotated as zinc finger SWIM-type containing 7. The transcript is spliced from 5 exons. Lineage: Eukaryota; Metazoa; Chordata; Mammalia; Rodentia; Muridae. The record is from RefSeq and is a predicted model, not a curated record. Gene Ontology annotation, cellular component: Shu complex. Gene Ontology annotation, biological process: double-strand break repair via homologous recombination. The coding region runs from base 61 to 483 and encodes 140 amino acids. Gene Ontology annotation, molecular function: zinc ion binding.